GAACAAGAAAUAGCCCUAUCCGGAAGUCCUUUGAGAGAUGCUACGGAAACUAAAUAUGCACCUGUGUGUAUUCAACCCAUCGAGGAUAAUUACGAACUUACACCCAUUCAAAAAUUUUACAGUGGUCAAAGUAUUUUUAUAACUGGUGGAACAGGAUUCGUAGGAAAGUUAUUGAUCGAGAAAUUGUUAAGAGAAUGUCCCGGUAUCACUUGCAUUUAUCUUUUGAUACGUACAAAAAAAGGAAAAAGUGUGCAUCAACGCAUGAAAGAACUAAUCGAAAAUUCUUUAUUUUCCACUUUGAGAAAGAAACAACCAACAUUCCAGAAUCGUAUAGUCCCAAUCAAGGGCGAUUGUACCUUGCCGAAUCUCGAUAUCUCAAUGGUCGAUAGAGCUACAUUAAUACGCGAGGUCUCAAUAAUUUUUCAUGUCGCCGCAACCGUUAAGUUCAACGAGAAAAUAAAAUUGGCGACAGAAAUCAACGUUCGAAGUGUAAAGGAUAUAAUACAUUUGUCCAAAGAAAUGUUAAAACUGAAGAGUGUUGUGCAUGUAUCUACGGCUUAUGCCAAUUGUUUUCAUAUUCCACUCGAGGAGAAAUUUUAUGACCCACCCAUAGAUCCCGAUAAGUUGAUAAAUUUAGUGAACUCUUUAAAUGAAAAAUUGCUCAACGAUAUUACCCCACAAUUACUCGGAAUAUGGCCAAAUACUUACGUUUAUACAAAAACAGUCGCAGAGAAUCUUAUAAAGAAACAUGCUGACUCUAUACCGAUUGGAAUAUUUCGUCCAGGAAUUGUGAUAUCCACGUACCGAGAACCUAUCCGAGGAUGGAUCGACAACAGGAAUGGACCAAUAGGAAUUACAACAAGUGUUUUUAUGGGAUUAAUGCGAACUCACCAUUGUGAUGGAUCGAUAAAUGUGGACUUUGUACCUGGAGAUUUUACCAUCAAUGGAAUAAUCGCUAGCGCAUGGGAGAUUGCAAAUAAUCGAAAAUCCAAUGAAGAUAUUCCCAUUUACAAUUAUGUAUCAAAGGACAAUCCAUUGACUUACGGCAGAUUUAUAGAAAUGAUAGUUUCGUAUGGAGGAGUGGUACCGUCUGAAAAGGCAUUUUGGUGCCCCAUCUUUGAAAUAACAAAAUAUCGGCCAAUCUAUCUUUCCUACGUAUAUUUUUUACAUUUACUACCAGCUCUUAUAAUCGACACAAUCUUUUUGUUCAGGGGUAAAAACCAAAGGUUACUCAGAAUGUACAAUAAAAUUCACGAAAUGUCAGAUCUACUUAGUUAUUUUUCUAUAAACGAAAAAAAAUUUACAAAUGAAAGAUGGAACGAAUUGAUGAGGAAGUUGACGCCCGAAGAUCGUGAAUUAUUCUUUUGUGAUAUGAAGGAUCUCGUAUGGAAUACUUAUUUUGAAACAUACUUCACAGGCGUAAGAAAAUAUAUCUUAAAGGAUCCUAUUGAAACACUCCCACAAGCUCGUAUAAAAUGGCGAAGGUUUUAUUUGAUGCAUCAAGCAAUGAAACUUUUUAUCGCCUGUGUCCUAUUUAUCAUCACAUGGGCUAUGAUUUCCAGACUCCUUGUAACGUUUGGAUCUUUGUAAAAGAAGCAAAAAUAAGCAAAAGAAUGAAGGAUAAAAAUAAUCAUAAUUUAGACUAUCGCGUAUGUACGAAUCAAUAAUUUC
Molecule: messenger RNA, 1671 nt
Organism: Vespa mandarinia (Asian giant hornet)
Lineage: Eukaryota; Metazoa; Arthropoda; Insecta; Hymenoptera; Vespidae
Product: fatty acyl-CoA reductase wat-like
Biological process (GO): long-chain fatty-acyl-CoA metabolic process
Cellular component (GO): peroxisome
Molecular function (GO): alcohol-forming very long-chain fatty acyl-CoA reductase (NADP+) activity
Source: RefSeq, a predicted model, not a curated record